GGAUUUACGUUUUUUUGGGGAGUUACAAAUUCUAUCAGUGCCAGAGUCUGCUUUAGAAGAACCUCUGUUGCUUUCUUUGGUUGGUAAGGAUGAAGGAAGCUCUGAGAUACUUAGCAGGUGUUGCAGGUCCAAGUGGCUUUGGAUCAAACUCAACUGCUGAACAAGUUACUGAAGAUUCUCCUUGUUUAAUCCCUCCUCAGUUAACAGCAAUAAUCACUGGGGGGACAUCUGGGAUUGGAGCUGAAACAGCAAGGGUGUUAGCAAAGAGAGGGGUAAGGCUUAUAAUUCCAGCAAGAGAUGUAAAGAAAGCAGCUGAAAUGAAGGAGAGAGUGCAAAAGGAGAGCCCACAAGCUGAGAUAAUCUUGUUGGAGAUGGAUCUCAGCUCAUUAGCUUCUAUCAAGAGAUUCUGCUCUGAGUUCUUCUCCCUUGGAUUACCACUUAAUAUACUCAUAAACAAUGCAGGGAAGUUUUCUCAGAAAUUGGAGUUUUCUGAAGACAAAGUAGAGAUGACUUUUGCUACAAAUUACUUAGGGCAUUACUUUUUAACAGAGAUGUUAUUAGAGAAAAUGAUUGAAACAGCAAAUCAAACCGGAAUUGAAGGGAGGAUUAUCAACGUCUCAUCCGUAAUUCACAAUUGGGUCAAAAGAGACGGUUUCCGUUUCGGUCUUAUGUUCAAUCCCCUCAGCAGCUAUAACGGGACUCGUGCAUACGCUCAGACCAAGCUGGCUAAUAUCUUGCACGUCAAGGAAAUCUCAAGGCAGCUCAAGGCAAGGAAUGCAAGAGUGACAAUCAACGCUGUCCACCCUGGGAUUGUGAAGACUGGAAUUAUCAGGGAGCAUAAGAGCUUCAUCACAGAUUCAUUUUUUUUCCUUGUGUCAAAGUUGCUAAAGACAACAUCUCAGGGUGCAUCAACCACAUGCUAUGUAGCUUUAAACCAACAAAUUAAUGGGGUAAGUGGGAAAUACUUUGCCGACUGUAAUGAGAUGAACUGUUCAAGUCUGACAAACGACGAAUCUUUGGGACGAAAGCUUUGGAAGCAAACCAAUGCACUGAUCCGUAGACGAUUAUGGCAACCCACAAGCGAAAAUGUUAAUCUGCAGAUGUGUAUUCCGGUCAUGUACAGACCUCUUCAAUGAGAGCCAGUAAAUAUAAGGGAAAGUGAUCAUCAUAGAUGUGAAUAUCAACCUAGGUAGUAUAUAUAAUCUUCAAUAGCAGGAAUUUUUAUCACAGUAUCACUUGUAAUAUAAUUUAUCCUAGCUAGCAACAUUGCUUGAAUAUAUUUGUAUCAGAACAGGCAAUAUUAAGUCCUUGUUCUAACAAUGUAAAAUACAAAAAUGGUAAUGGAAAAUGCUGGGCAGUGAACACCCAUUAACUGGA
Molecule: messenger RNA, 1377 nt
Organism: Macadamia integrifolia
Lineage: Eukaryota; Viridiplantae; Streptophyta; Magnoliopsida; Proteales; Proteaceae
Product: short-chain dehydrogenase TIC 32 B, chloroplastic-like
Exons: 8
Coding region: 90-1136 (348 amino acids)
Source: RefSeq, a predicted model, not a curated record